Messenger RNA from Pristis pectinata (smalltooth sawfish), 2320 nucleotides. Its product is annotated as tRNA selenocysteine 1-associated protein 1-like. Gene Ontology annotation, biological process: selenocysteine incorporation. Gene Ontology annotation, cellular component: nucleus. Lineage: Eukaryota; Metazoa; Chordata; Chondrichthyes; Rhinopristiformes; Pristidae. The transcript has 9 exons. Bases 157 to 1032 code for a protein of 291 amino acids. The record is from RefSeq and is a predicted model, not a curated record. Gene Ontology annotation, molecular function: tRNA binding.
GGAGAGCGUCGCUGAUCACCGCUCAGGCGGAAGGCGAGGUCGAGGGGCCGGGCCGCCGUUUGUCUCGCCUUCCCUCCUCCCUCCCCCCGUUGAAUGCACCUCACUGCCCCGAGGAGAAAUCGAGAGAGGGGGAGAUAAAGCGCAGGAGCGAGGAAGAUGUCGCGGAGCCUGUGGAUGGGCGAUUUGGAAAAUUACAUGGAUGAAAAUUUCAUCUCAAGGGCAUUUGCCACAAUGGGUGAAACUGUAAUGAGUGUAAAAAUUAUUCGUAACCGAGUGACUGGGACGCCAGCAGGUUACUGCUUUGUGGAGUUUGCGGACCAGGCUACCGCAGAACGAUGUCUGCUUAAGAUCAAUGGGAAAAAACUUCCAGGUGCUUCACCUCAGCCCAGAAGAUUUAAGCUUAACUAUGCCACUUAUGGAAAGCAGCCAGAUAACAGUCCUGAAUAUUCAUUGUUUGUUGGAGAUUUAACACCAGAAGUGGAUGAUGGAAUGCUUUACGAGUUUUUUGUUGAAAAGUAUCCCACGUGUAGAGGAGGAAAAGUGGUACUGGACAAUCUGGGAAAUUCCAAAGGUUACGGCUUUGUGAAAUUCUCAGAUGAAGCUGAACAGAAGCGUGCACUUUCUGAGUGUCAAGGUGCUAUUGGCAUCGGAGGGAAAGCUUUAAGGCUGAGUGUGGCAAUACCAAAAACAAAUCGUGUAGUGAAGCCACCUGACUACAGUCAGACAUAUACCUACAACUACAGCCAGUAUUACCAACCAUACCAGAAUUACUAUACUCAUUGGGGAUAUGAUCAGUACACUGGCAGUUACAGCUACAGCUACCAACAAUAUGGUUAUACACCAAGUACCAUGCAGAGUUAUGAAGAAGUUGGAGAUGAUGCUCUGGAAGAUCCAGUUCCUCACUUGGAUGUUGAAGAAGCUAAUGCACAAUUCAUGGAACAGAGUGAAGAGUUCUACGACGCCCUAAUGAAUUGCCAUUGGCAGCCAUUGGACAGUGUCGCAUCUGAAAUCCCUGCCUCGGCCCUGGCCUAGCAGGUUCAUAUUGCUACUAGAAAAGCAUAAAAAUUCCUGAUGAUCCAUGGGAUUUUUUUUAUAUCCCUUCACUCUCAUUUUCUGGUUCUGGCAUAAUUCUUGUUUAAUAUGGUUCUUACUGUGACAAAACAGAUUUAACAAAUGCUGUAUCCUCUUGUUCCAGUUUUAUCCAAGGUUUUAAAUAAACAAUAAUUUCAAAAAUAGUUUUUUUUAAGAAAGUGGAUCUGCUUCCCAAAGUGUUAGAGUUAGGGUUGUCCAAAUAAUUAAUUCAUAGUUCUGGAAUGUUUUAAAAAAACAAUUAUAAAUAGGAGUAGGAGCCAAAGAUGUUAUGUGGUAUUCUCAUAACCAAGUGUAGAGCUUCAUGGGUAUUACAUGAAUCACAACACCAGAGAGUGCCUUAUGAUUCUUUUUGCAUAUUUUUGCUCAACAUUGAGUUUUAAGUCUAGAAAAUUCAAAUGCCCACUGUCAGAAAGAUUACGCAAAAAUACAGAUCUUAUGUGAGGAAAGUAUGACAUUGGUCAAUGCAAGUUUUAUGAUGUUAUUACUAUUUGCAUUACAACCUGAUUCGGUACUGGUCUAUUCACUACAUUUUGUGUGUAUACAUUUAUGUCAUGAAUUUUCUUAUUCAUCCCCUGGGUUUUUUUUUGGUAUUAAAAUCUACAUAGGCCAGCUAAAAAAGUGUCAUUAUGAUGCAUCAUUGUGGACACUUGAACAGAAUAGGAUUCUGUUGUGAUUCUAAGCUUAUCAAAAUAGAGGACAAAAUGGAAGUUGUGAUGAAAUUGAGUGUAGGACACUGUUACUGGUAUAAAUUCUUCUCAAUAUCUACCUCCAAUACACAGUUGUGGGAUUACAAACUUUGAUGAAGCAUGGGGUCAGAUUUGCUUCCAACUUUCAGAAAUGCAAUUCACCCCAGCUAAAGUUACAAGUUACAGUUUAAAGAAAAGGGUAAGUAAGAUUCAUGAAAAAUAUUUUGUUAAUUCUGCUUAUGCAUCUCACCGUGUUUUUUUUCAGGUAUUUUUCCAGUGUUGUUUCUAUGACCUGGUUGCUCACUACUGAGUACGACUCUAGAUUUGUAAAUUUAUAAAAACAUAGGGUAUAGUGGGGACUUAUUUGUUAAUAGAAAAGGUGAUAGGCAUUUAUUUAAGGCCAUUAAGUCCUGCUUGCAAAUGUUGAUGUUUACAUUUUCCUAGUUAUGCCUUUGUUAAAUCUCCAAUUUUAUGAUAUCCAGAAGCCUGUAAAAGCAAAUUUAUUUUGUAAACUAAAAUAAAGGCAAUUUUUAAAGAUGAAA